CUGCUAUUGCUGCGCUAGUCGCGUAAAUGAAAACUUUCGCAUUUUAAGGAACUUUAAAUUGCCGGGCAAAACUUUCUGUUGCUUGAAAAAUUAUUCGCCAUAGCAUAAAAAUUAAAAUUUAAGCUAGAGUAUUAUUUUAAUUAGUAGCUUAAAAAAAAUGUUACGUUUUUCCGAAUAUUUUUUGAAGUCACCUAUCAUUGGGAUUUUGAAAAAAAGAAUUCAGCCAAUUUCAUUUGUUACUAAAGUUGAUGAUUUCGAAGUUAAAAAUGAACCAAUUCUGCAGUAUUUGAAAGACAGCAAGGAGCGGAAAGAACUUUUUGAUGCUAUUGCAAAGUACAAAGAUUCUUGUGUUGAAAUUCCUAUUGUUGUUGGCAAUGAAGAAAUCCGAUCGGGCGAUGUUAAAUAUCAAGUUAUGCCCUCUGAUCAUGGAAAGAAAAUUGCAAAAUACUAUUGGGCUGGUGCUGAUGUAAUUCAAAAAGCAAUAUCUGAGAGUCAGCGAAUUCGAGCUGAAUGGGAAGCUACUCCCCUUUCAGAACGUAUCAAGCUGUUUUUAAAAGCUGCAGAUUUGGUUAGUGGAAAGUAUCGAAUGGAUCUCAAUGCUACUACAAUGUUGGGUCAAGCCAAGAAUAUCAUGCAGGCUGAAAUAGAUGCUGCCGCAGAGUUAGCAGACUUUUUUAGAUAUAAUGCAUAUUUUGCUAAAGAAUUGAGCAAAUAUCAGCCUUUAAGUCCAGAUCCAAAUGUUACCAAAAAUUUGUUUCGCUUUCGAGGCCUAGAGGGGUUUAUUGCAUCAAUUUCACCUUUUAAUUUCACAGCCAUUGGGGGGAAUCUUGCUUCUGGCCCCACCUUGAUGGGAAAUGUGGUACUUUGGAAGCCAUCUGAUACUGCUCUUCUCUCUAACUAUACUAUUUUUAAGCUGCUCAGAGAGGCGGGUUUUCCUCCUGGUGUUAUAAAUUUUAUUCCAUCUGAUGGUCCAGUUUUUGGUGAAGUUGUCACAACAUCACCUCAUCUUGCUGGAAUAAAUUUUACUGGUAGUUUAAGGACUUUCAGAUUAUUAUGGAAGUUAACAGCACACUGCAUUGAUACUUACAGAAAUUUUCCUCGUCUUGUUGGAGAAUGUGGAGGGAAGAACUUCCAUUUUGUUCAUAAAUCUGCUGAUAUUCAGACAGUUGUGUCUUCCUCAAUAAGGUCUGCAUUCGAAUAUAGCGGUCAGAAAUGUUCUGCCUUAGAUAGAAUGUAUGUUCCUGAAAGUUUAUGGCCUCAGAUUAAGAAAGGGCUCCUUGAGAUACGGGAUCAGAUCAAAGUAGGUUCUCCUCUGGAUCCUGAAACUUUUGUAUCAGCAGUCAUUGAUGACAGAGCAUUUAAGAAGAUUAAAAGUUUCAUUGAUCAUGCUAAGUCUUCCUCAGAUUUGACCAUAUUGGCUGGUGGGACUUGUGAUGACAGUAAAGGAUAUUUUAUAGAACCAACAAUUAUUGAGACAAAAAAUCCACUUGAUUUAAUAAUGCAAGAAGAGAUCUUUGGUCCAUUAUUGGUUGUCUAUGUUUAUAAGGAUGCUGCUGUGCAGGAAGCUUUAGAACUUGUAAGAAUAAAUCAGUAUGCUUUAACUGGUGCCAUCUUUGCUCAAGACAGGGACUUCAUAGCUCAUGCUUCUGAAUUCUUAAAAAUGACUGCUGGUAACUUUUACAUCAAUGACAAGUCAACUGGUUCUGUUGUAGGACAACAGCCGUUUGGUGGUGGUCGUCUCUCAGGAACUAAUGAUAAAGCAGGCGGUCCUCACUAUAUGCUGCGAUGGACAUCUCCACAAACUGUUAAAGAAACACUUGUUCCUUUGUCUGAAUGGAAAUACCCAUACAUGUCUGCAUAAUUUCUUUCCAGUGUACCUUAAAGGAAGUCUUCCACUGAUUUUAAAAAAAAAAAAAAAAAUGUACUAUUUUGUAAUAUGCAACACUUUAAGAUUGUACUGCCUGCAAGUUUCUUAAAAAAUAGGUGUAUAUUAUUGCUUUGAUAGCAAAUUAUGAUUAAUUUCAUACACAUUCAUUUUAGAGCAAAUUAUUCACUUUCAAAAUUUUCUGGUUAAAAGCAAUCUGAAAAUGUACUUUUUGUGUCCUUAUGAGUGUUAAUAUCUUGUGCACAAUAAUUUUGAAUCAAAAAACAUAUUUUAAUAUACAGAAACAAAUGUUCAUGUUGUUCAGUAGAAUGUUUCUAUUUUUAAAUUAGUAACUUAAAAUUAUCCUUAUCAAUGAAUAAAUUAUCCCAUAUAUUUGACAUAAAAUAGCAGAACUUGAAGCAGCACUUUUUUAACUGUUAAUGCUGUGUUGUUUAUGGCAAAAGCUGGCAAUUAAAAAAUUAAAUUUUUCCCUUGGAUAAAAAUUUAUAGAUUUUUUGCAUGAAUUUGCAAAAACUUUGUUUACUAUAAUUUUUAGAAUUUAAGAUCUGCAGGUUGUAAUUAUGAGUUUUUAAGUUUAAAAUUAUAUAUUCCUACAAAAUGAAUUUAAAACUCAGUUGAAUAUUAAAUCUAAGUUCAUAUUGCCUUCCCAUGUAUUUUACAAAAGCACUUCUGGUUGAGGGGGCAAAAAAAGAGGGUGGAUUUUAUUUAUGUGCCUAAACUUAUGUACCUAUAUAUCCAACUUUUAAUAAAUAUUUCUAAUUAUUUUUCUUACAUAAUUUUUAAAAUUAAAUAUGUAGUAGUGUUUUUUUACAGUAAUGUAAGUAAACACUAGUACAUAUUUAAUUUCAAAGUACACUUACUUUUAAAGUACUUACUUGUAAAAGUACAGGUUCUUUAAGUCUUGUAUGGUGUUUUUCAAUUUUGUUACUUUUUAAUGUAUCUAUUUACUAUAAACAAUUGUACUGUCAUUGUUAUAAAAUAUAAUUAAGGCUGCUUUUUAUCUAUUUUUUUCAUUAUAAAUUAUCCAAGUAAAAGUAAACUAGUCAGUUUUUUCAUUGUGUUCCUUUUUUUUUACUCUAUUACAUAGUUUGCAUGCUGGUAUUUUUUAUAUUUGCAUUUAUGAAUGAAACUACAAGGCAUUUGCUGGUGAAAAUGCAUUUUGUUUUUCAUUCACUUAAAUUUAUCUGAUCAUUCUGAGUUCAGAUUGCAAAAAUUUUUAAGCAUUUAUUUUUAUAUAUUGUUGCUUUUAUUAUACUGUAUAUUUGGACAAUAAUUGUUCGUAUCAGCUGAUAAUUUUUGGUUACAAAAAACUAGUUUUAUAUUGUUAAUGCAAUCUUUUUCAAACUAUUAGUGUAAUAGGCAUAAAGUGCAGCUUACUGUUUCCUUAAUUUUUUUGUACCACUGUGAUGUAUUGAAAAAAAAAAUGGAAUUUGUAAAUUUCAAAUUCAAGCAUUUGCCCAGUGAGUUUUCUUUUGAACAACAUUGAUUAUUUGUUAUUGAGUUAUUUGUUGGAUAAUUUUAUUUCAGUUGUUAUGUAUUCUGUUCAGAGCCAUGUUUUUCAACAAAUUAUAAGUAAAAAAUAGAAUGUAGCAUGUCCUAUGAUAAAGUGUUGGUAAAGAAAAUUUUAAUUUGUAGUAUUUAAUUUAAAACUAAUUAACUGAUUAGUAGAAUUGUUAUUAGUAAGCUUUAAUUUUCUAUAAAAUUAUUUUUCUCCCUAUAUUGUUUUACCAUCUGCAUACAUCAGUACCUAAUUUUUCUUAGUUCCAGUUUGUAAUCUCCAUUUACAUUAAUGUUGUAUGAAUUAAAAGUGGAGAAAAAAUUUACUUCUGAUAGAAGUGCCAAAUGGUAUAUGUGUGUUAUUCAACAUGAUCUAAAUUGCAAUAAAAUUCAAACAUUGCAAAAA
This is a messenger RNA of Stegodyphus dumicola, 3788 nucleotides long. It is a transcript of the gene P5CDh1, whose product is annotated as delta-1-Pyrroline-5-carboxylate dehydrogenase 1. NCBI's taxonomy places the organism in Eukaryota, Metazoa, Arthropoda, Arachnida, Araneae, Eresidae. Gene Ontology annotation, cellular component: mitochondrial matrix. Gene Ontology annotation, molecular function: L-glutamate gamma-semialdehyde dehydrogenase (NAD+) activity. The record is from RefSeq and is a predicted model, not a curated record.